Naegleria gruberi is the source of this 1104-nucleotide messenger RNA. RefSeq lists its product as uncharacterized. The coding region runs from base 1 to 1104 and encodes 367 amino acids. The transcript has a single exon. Lineage: Eukaryota; Heterolobosea; Eutetramitea; Acrasida; Naegleriidae. The record is from RefSeq and is a predicted model, not a curated record.
AUGGAAACACCAAAUAGUCAUCAUCUUGGUGAUGAAGCAUCCACUCUCAUGAUGAUGAAUACUCCACAAUUUCUCAACUAUGUCUCCACCAAUACAUCAUCCUCUCAAGAUAUGUUAUCGAGUCCGAUUGCCUCUAAUCGAUUUCAUCCUUCCUCAUCAUUAUCAACAAUAGAACAACAACAGCAAGCAAAUACAACCUCAUCAAUUAACAAUAAUAACAAAUCAUCUACAAUGAUGAAUAUGGCCCUAACCAUGCUCCUUCUCUCGCCCAGUAAGCAGAAUUCACUUCUCCACACUCCUACCAAAUCAAAUUCUCUCACCAUUGAUGCUUCCCGUAUUAAUCAUGACAAUGAAAUGCUGUUUUCAUCACCAUUGAGUGCAAUGAUGAUGGACACACCACGUGGUAACUCGUCGAAUGUGAAUGGUGUGAGGAGAACUUUGGAUUUUGAUGAAUCGAUGGAUAAUUUUGAAGAAGUUUCCCUUUCAGAACCGAAUCAACCUAUUGCUGUGAUAAAGAAUACGUAUUCACAGGAAUUGGUUGAGAAGAUUGGUUUGGAAUCGAAUAUUGCUUCUAAUUUUGGAGAGUCACUGUUUGUGAGCUAUUUCCAUAGAAUGAUGUCUUUGUUGUUGGCCGUGCUGCUCUUUCCAACCAAAAUGAUGAAUAAGGAAAUACAGAGUCCUGUUAUUCCUGUUGAAAGAAACGUCAACACUCAUAAUAUUAAGUAUCAAGAGGAGAAUCCAAUGUUAGAGCAUUUUAUUGGUAAGAUGGAUAAUCAACAAAAAAGAAUUGAUGAACUGGAAACAAUUAUCAAGAAAAUGAGUUCUCAAAUUGAAGAUCUGAUAAAUUCAAAGGUAGAAUUGGAGAAACGAAUCGGUAAUGUAGAAGAAACACAAAAGGAAAUUCCAUCACAACCUGAAUCAGUCGAUUCACUAAUUGUCAAUCCUCAAGUAGAAAUACCAGAGGAGAAGGAUAGCAAUACCAAUCUAUCUAACAAUUCAACUUGUGCAGAUUUGGAUAGUGUUCCAAAACAACCAAUCGAAUCUAAUUCAGCUUUAAUAUUUAUUGUGCUUCCAAUUAUGAUGGCUAUCAUCUCCAUACUGUAA